This is a messenger RNA of Glycine soja, 489 nucleotides long. Its product is annotated as transmembrane emp24 domain-containing protein p24delta3-like. Lineage: Eukaryota; Viridiplantae; Streptophyta; Magnoliopsida; Fabales; Fabaceae. Gene Ontology annotation, cellular component: COPII-coated ER to Golgi transport vesicle; endoplasmic reticulum-Golgi intermediate compartment; Golgi apparatus. The record is from RefSeq and is a predicted model, not a curated record. Gene Ontology annotation, biological process: Golgi organization; intracellular protein transport; endoplasmic reticulum to Golgi vesicle-mediated transport. The annotation marks the transcript as partial. The transcript is spliced from 4 exons.
AUGUUCUAUCAAAUACCUCAGCUAAAGAGCCAUGUGACAUCACCAUAUGGAAACAAUCUUCAUCACAAGGAGAACACAAGACAUGGUAAUAUCGCAUUUACAACUCAAGAGGCUAGGAACUACCUUGCAUGAUUCUAGGUGGAUAGCCAUAGUCAACAAGUUGGUGAGAUUAAUGUAAACCUUGAUUGGAAAAUUGAAAUUGCAGCCAAGGAUUGGGAUUCUAUUGCUAGAAAAGAGAAGAUUGAGGGAUUCAAGCUUGAGCUGAGAAAGCUAGAAGGAGCAGUAAAUUCCAUCCAUCAGAAUUUGCUCUAUCUUAAGGGAAGGGAAGCUGAAAUGAGGACUGUGAGUGAAAAAACAAAUGGCAGAGUGGCAUGGUUUAGCAUUAUGUCCUUGGUUAUGUGCAUUGCAGUUUCUGGUUUGCAAUUGUGGUAUUUGAAGCGGUACUUUCAGAAGAAGAACUUAUAUAGAUUAUUUAAUUUAAUUUUAUUU